AUGAACAAUUUUAUCAUCCGAAGGCAGAGGUUUCGAUGGCCGAACACUAAGGCAUGUCAAUGGUAUAUGAGUAAAGGUUCAAAGCUUCCUCUGAUACCUCUGAGCAAGACUCAAACAACAAGGGUUAAAAUGCAAUAUGCUACCACGUGCAAUGUUGAGUUUGAAUGGGCAGAUGAGAGGCGAACCCAACUUAACCGAUUAGUUGAGCUUCAAGAAAGGCUUCGGCUGGAAGAGUUGGAGUUGGCCAAAGCCGAAAUGGCUUCAUUGGAGGCAGCAGCAACGGAAGAAAUGAAAAUGAGCCUGCAAUGGGCGAAUAGCCGAGUCGUGGUAACGGCCUUAGAUAGGAGCAGAGCUCUUGAAGGGUUGGAUGAUGGGCAAUCAAAAGUUGAGAAAUCUAGAAAAGUUCAGUCGAAGGCCAAGCCUUUGGUUCUUAAGAGUCAAAUAGCGACUAAAGUGGUAUUACCACCUAAGGUCGAUGAGACAAAAGAGAAUGCCCAUGAAAUGGUCGAGGAUGUCAGGGAUAAACCCCAUACGAGAGAAGACAAGCCAAAGGUGGAAGAUACGGAAGAGGACCAAGUUAUGGUUGAUGCUCAAAUACUCGAGGCGAAAGAAAAGGCUGAGCAGUACAACCGAUGUAUAAGCCAAAGAAGCUUUAGAAAACCCGAAAAGCACCUUGGCCAACGAUGA
This is a messenger RNA of Prunus armeniaca (apricot), 687 nucleotides long. NCBI's taxonomy places the organism in Eukaryota, Viridiplantae, Streptophyta, Magnoliopsida, Rosales, Rosaceae. The record is from the annotation of a GenBank genome assembly.